Messenger RNA from Williopsis jadinii, 1226 nucleotides. RefSeq names its product phosphatidylinositol/phosphatidylcholine transfer protein SEC14 (gene SEC14). Bases 26 to 931 code for a protein of 301 amino acids. The record is from RefSeq and is a predicted model, not a curated record. NCBI's taxonomy places the organism in Eukaryota, Fungi, Ascomycota, Saccharomycetes, Phaffomycetales, Wickerhamomycetaceae. The transcript is spliced from 4 exons.
UAUCCUGUUUUAGAACACUUAGAAAAUGGUCUCAGAGGAAGAGUUUUUGAAAUCGUACCCACAGAUUGCACCACCGGGUUCUCUACCGGGCCACCCAGGUUACCUCAACGAUGAACAGCAAAAGAAGUUGCUCGACUUUAGAGAGCAAUUGAAGGCGAAAGGUUAUGAAAAACGUUUGGAUGAUGCCACUUUGUUGCGUUUCCUUAGAGCUAGAAAGUUUGACAUUGCCCUUGCCUUGAAGAUGUAUGAGGAGCAUGAGAAGUGGAGAAAAGAGUUUGGUACCGACACCAUCCUGGAGGAUUUCCACUACGAAGAGAAGCCGAUCGUUGCCAAGUACUAUCCACAGUACUACCACAAGACCGAUAAAGAAGGUCGUCCUGUGUAUAUCGAGGAGUUGGGCUCCGUCAACUUGACUGAGAUGUACAAGAUCACCACCCAGGAGCGUAUGCUGAAGAACUUGGUUUGGGAAUACGAGUCAUUCACUAGAUUCAGACUUCCUGCUUGUUCUAGAAAGGAGGAUUACUUGGUUGAAACGUCAUGUACCAUCAUGGACUUGAAGGGAAUUUCAAUCUCAGCAGCUGCCCAGGUGUUAUCCUACGUGAGAGAGGCUUCAUACAUUGGUCAGAACCAUUACCCAGAACGUAUGGGUAAGUUCUACUUGAUCAAUGCUCCAUUUGGUUUCUCCACUGCCUUCCGUCUGUUCAAGCCUUUCUUGGACCCUGUCACUGUUUCAAAGAUCUUUAUCUUAGGCUCAAGUUAUAAGACCGAGUUGCUCAAACAAAUCCCUGCAGAGAAUUUGCCAAAGAAAUUUGGUGGGUUGUCCGAAGUAUCUGAAGCUGAAGGUGGAUUGUACUUGUCCGAUAUCGGCCCAUGGAGACAAGAGGAGUACAUUGGUCCAGAAGGUGAAGCUCCAAAGGCUUUCUCCCUCUAAAUCUGACUACACAUCGUUUCCUGCUGUUGGUUUAUAACUUGAAAUAAAAGUCAGAGCCGGUAUAUACCAGAGGUGCAUACAACACCCUCUUGCCUCUUUUUACUGUUUUGUUUCGUGUUUCUCUGUCUUGGUCAUAAUUUAAGGAUUAGCUUAUACAACUGAAUCGUACAGGAUUAUCAGUAUUACAAGAAUAGUCUCAAUACAUGUUUUGGUUGACGUUAACACCGCGUUGUCUCUGUUUCUGAUGUUGCUGGCGCUGCUGCUGAUGUUGCUGCUGCAGUUACGGAGGAAAAAC